This is a messenger RNA of Prunus armeniaca (apricot), 282 nucleotides long. NCBI's taxonomy places the organism in Eukaryota, Viridiplantae, Streptophyta, Magnoliopsida, Rosales, Rosaceae. The record is from the annotation of a GenBank genome assembly.
AUGGCUUCCAUUGACCUGUUGUUUUUCCACGGCAGAGGGCAUUGGUGUAAUGAUGGAGUAUUUGACUAUUUUUGCCCCUUUUUCAGUUUCAUAGACUGCAUAAAAAGAUCUGGCUUUUUUGGCUUUCUAUUUAAACUUUGCACAAAGGACAACUAUAACUUUGGGAAAGCGUGUGUGUCUGGUUGUCCAAAAGGAAGCCUGGUCACUUGCCUUUCCUUUGGUAUCUUCUCAGUGGAUAUACCUAUUGAAACCCUAAUCUUGUUCAUCUUGGAUUUGCUGUGA